AUGAGAAAAAAAUUCUCUCAUUUAUUCCCAAACAUUCUGCAAUGCAUACUCCCCAUACUCUUCUUUUUCCUCCUAUUUUUCAAAGGCUCAUCAUGUGAAGGACCCAACUUCAACAAGGCAAUGCGAACCCAAGUCAAGCAAUUUUUGGAAGCAAGUUUAAAAGAUAUUCAUAAAUACAACAAUGACUAUGCUCUUCUACACCUGUUCAAUGGCCUUUCACUCUACGACGAUCAUUUUCGAUUUGGAGGGAUUUUUGACUAUUGUAUUGAGAAAGGAUAUAUAGCUGCUGACCAACCAUAUAAUCCUAUCAUAUUCCACUACAAUGUAAAUAUGGAGAUGCUGACUUAUGCCAGUGAUUAUAUAAACUGCGUUGAUAGCAUAUAUGAAGCAACAAUCAAAGUCAACCUCGAGGCAUACAAUAUGACAGGUUUUACAAAAUGAACAUCGCGCACGUGAAUUCCUUUAUGCAUUCAUGCUUACAAAGCCUAUAU
Meloidogyne enterolobii is the source of this 491-nucleotide messenger RNA. The record is from the annotation of a GenBank genome assembly. Lineage: Eukaryota; Metazoa; Nematoda; Chromadorea; Rhabditida; Meloidogynidae.